Messenger RNA from Plasmodium malariae, 1902 nucleotides. It is a transcript of the gene ALV7, whose product is annotated as inner membrane complex protein 1j, putative. Lineage: Eukaryota; Apicomplexa; Aconoidasida; Haemosporida; Plasmodiidae. The transcript has a single exon. The coding region runs from base 1 to 1902 and encodes 633 amino acids. The record is from RefSeq and is a predicted model, not a curated record.
AUGGAGGAUAAACAGUGCAAACUACUGCUCAGUGAGUGCUGCAAGGGGAAUUAUGCAGCCCCCGUUAUAAGUAUGAAUAUAGAGAGUGAUCAAGCGUAUGAAGAGGGAAAUGAUUAUACAUAUCAAAGUAGUGAGAGACCAGUGAUAAAUGUAAAGGGAGAUCAACCUGUGUUUAAUAUUCCUGUAUACCAAGAUAAGUAUGUGCGUGAUAAAAUAAUCGAGUCAUCAAAAUAUGAAAUUCAAGAUGUGGUACAACCAAAAUAUUAUAGUCAAGAAACAAAACAUGAUGUACCAACAGUUGAAUUAUUAUACAAAGAAAGAAAAAUAAAUAUACCUCAAGAAAAAAUUUUGGAAAAUCCGGUUGAUGUAGAUAUACCAAUAGGUUAUGUACCAAUCUAUUCACCUAUAUGGGAUGUAAGAGAAAUACCUAGAGUUAUACCCAAAUAUGAAGGAGAGCAAAAGAUUAUAGAGGUAGAAGUACCUCAAAUAAAAUAUAUAGACAAGUAUGUAGAAAAAGAAAUCAUUGUAGAUAUAAAAGAAAAAAUUGUACCUAAAAUUACUGAAAUGGAAAAACAAGUUGAUAUAGUCAAAUAUCAAUGGAAAGAAAAAUAUCAAGAUGUACCUGUAUGUAAAUAUGUACCAAAAAUUGAUGUUGAGUUAGAUUGUCCUCCACCUUUAAUAGUACCAUACCCUGAAGUUCAUUUUCAAAACAUUUCUGAGGUUCUUAAUCCAAAUCAAAAGGCGAUAGAUAUCCCUCCUGAACUAUUAAAAAAUAAUACAUCCUAUAUUCAACAGGCACCUAUUAUGAACAGGGAAGCUUCUGAAAAAAGGCCUUUCUUUGAAUUUGCUCGGUUGAUAUCGAAAAAAGAUAGAAAGCUGGGAAGCCACCAAGGCGACCAGGAAAAAAGCCAAAUAGACAGUUACAGAGAAAUCGAUGGUUACAAAGAAGUCGUCGGUUAUAGAGAAGUUGAGGAUGAUUACGAGGAUAAGAACGACAUUGUGCUAACACCUGAUGGGCAACGUCAAAAUGUAGAGGAUAAGAACAAAAAAACAAAAAAAAAAAAUUGGCUUUUCUGUUCCUUCAACAACUGCAAGGAUCAAAGGGGAGAAACUUCCCUUAAUGACAUAGAUCCACAGACAGGAUAUCCUAAAUCUAUGCCAAAAGAUUUUUCUGCUUUUUUUAAAAAAGAUUUAAAUAAGGUCAAAAAACAAAUGGGUAUAUAUACUGAUACGAAAUCAACAGCAUCAAGUAAUUUUAUAGAGAAAAGUCCUGUCAAUCCUACCAUUGAAUAUGUAGGUAAAAUUGAUAAGCCACCAAUAGAUGGAGGAAAGUUAGAUUCCAUAUCUUUCAAAUUACAUGCAAUUGAAGUACAUCAAUUUAUACCUGUACCUAAUAUGCCUAAACCUAAAUUUCUAGAUUUAGUGCCUCCUGAAAAUUUUGAACAAAAUGAUAUUUCGUCCAUUCAAAAUUUAUUUGGAUCCACUUCUGAGGGUUGGGUUGAUCCUAAAAUUACUGGCUUCAUUGCACCUAUGAUGAAUGACGUUUUACAUGGAAAUGUACAACCACAAAGUCCUUUUUUUAACAAACUCAGUAUUAAUAAUAAUAAAAACCAAACCAAGUCCUUCACGUCCAUACCAGGUGAAAACUGUAAUAGUGAUAACUAUAAAUAUGUUGGAAACUACCAUGGCGGAAUGGACCACACGCAACAAGGCGAUUAUCAAAGUGGAAUGGAUCACACGCAACAAGACGACUACCAAAGUGGAAUGGAUCACAUGCAACAAGACGACUACCAAAGUGGAAUGGAUCACAUGCAACAAGACGACUACAUCAACUAUGACAACAACUCUUCCUUAAACUAUAUAAAUGAAAACUAUGAAUCUCACGAUGCAGUAAUAUAUUAA